Vicia villosa (hairy vetch) is the source of this 1170-nucleotide messenger RNA. Its product is annotated as tRNA (guanine(26)-N(2))-dimethyltransferase 1-like. NCBI's taxonomy places the organism in Eukaryota, Viridiplantae, Streptophyta, Magnoliopsida, Fabales, Fabaceae. The transcript is spliced from 4 exons. The record is from RefSeq and is a predicted model, not a curated record. The coding region runs from base 498 to 818 and encodes 106 amino acids.
UUAAAGAACCGAUGGAAAAUGUUACUCCCAAUUUUUCCCUAAAACCCAUUUCCUUCUAUAUGCAGACACAACAUUCAUUUCUUAUUCUUCUGAAACCCUAUUCCGCCGUCACGACUCUAUUCGCUGUCACGACCUCCUUCGCCUUCCUCCUCCGCCUUCUUCCUUUUGAGUUGAGUUGUAUCCAUGGCCUCUCUCUCCUUGAAAUCCUCUUUUGAGUUGAGCCACAACUGAAACAAGCAGAUCGAACUGAGUUGAGUCUAUUCAAGAUCCAAUUCUGACCCCAAAAGUACCACCGCCAUGAUGAGCGUCAUCGACCUUCUAACCCGAAUCGAUUCCAUUUGCAAAAAGUAUGACAAAUACGACCUCGACAAGGAGAAUAUGGAAGAAGAUCUGGACGAUGUCGUUCCAUGUACAUCCCUCGCUGUUUAGUCAGAUGCAAUAGGGUAUCGUAUCUCUAGAUUUCAUGUUUGUGCAAUAGGGUUAAGUCAGAUGCACUUAUGGAUGUUAUUUGGGACAUUAUGCGUUGCUGGGUUAAAAAUCAUCCCGUGAAAGGUCAGCCGGCAGAUCAACCUGGAAGUAUCAUACUUGCAAAGGAACUCGUUCUACAGGCUAAUUUUGCUAGGGCUGUAGCGUCUCUUAGCAAGGCGCAAGCAAAGAAAGUUUCGAGGUUUUUUCCAAUCCCGAAAGACAUUAGGGGUCCAAAACUAAGGGCAGGACGAACUAUCACUAGCAAGCAUGUCUCUCUGAUAGGUGAAACAGCCCUUAAUGCUCUCAAUAAUGAAGAAGAUAAUAAAGAAGAAGAACCUAAAGGUUCUUGAAGACUUCAAAAUUUGACAGAUUUUAGUUGUUUAAACUUGUAAUAUUGGAUUGGCUAGUUGUUAUCUUAUGGUGGUAUUCAUGCUCGAUUUUUACCACAGAUUGUGUUUAUUUAUUCUCUCAAUAUAUUUCAACCAAAUAAAGUAGUAUAUGUUUUAUUAAAAGAAAACAUAUGGCAAACAUGUAGGGAUUAACCAGCGGGUGUUGAUUCUAAUGGAACAAGUUAGACUCAAUAUGGUAAUUCAACUGUGGAUUUUUGAUGAGAUGAUAUCUGAUGAAGCAUGCAUUCAUCAUGUUUUGUAGAAUUAAUGUGUUUUGAUUUUGUAUUAUAGGACUUAUAGCUGGAGUUUACAG